Molecule: messenger RNA, 3942 nt
Organism: Candoia aspera
Lineage: Eukaryota; Metazoa; Chordata; Lepidosauria; Squamata; Candoiidae
Gene: ATP13A2
Product: ATPase cation transporting 13A2
Exons: 30
Coding region: 298-3852 (1184 amino acids)
Biological process (GO): transmembrane transport; regulation of mitochondrion organization; intracellular calcium ion homeostasis
Cellular component (GO): membrane
Molecular function (GO): ATP binding; ATPase-coupled monoatomic cation transmembrane transporter activity; P-type transmembrane transporter activity
Source: RefSeq, a predicted model, not a curated record
GCCGCCUUCCCCUCCGGAUCUUCUCGGCGCGCCGCCUUCUCCCUCGCUCCUGAUCGCGGGACAAGCGGCCGGGCGUCGGCGGAGGCGAGCAGCAAGGAGGAGCCCAUCGCCCCCAGCUGUGAAACCCCACGAAGGAGAAGGCAGGCGCCGCCGGGGCCAUUUGCCACGCCUAACACCGAGAGACGCAUCUCCCACAGCAGAAUCGCUUGUCCGGGCUUCCCGACUCCGUGUUGCUAGCCACCAAUGGGCGUAAGAACCCAGUUCCCUUGAGGAUGUUUGGAAAGGCUGGACUGUCCAAUGGAGGCUGCCGAGCGUGCCAGGAUCUUAUCAGGUCGCAGCAGCCUGCCGGGGGACCAGCACCUGAACUACCACUCCCUGGAGCAGAGCCCCUCCGCGCCCUCUACAGAAGUGACGGGUUACCGGAGAACGACAUGGAAGAUUGUCCUCUGCCACUUGCUCUCUGUGCUCACGCUGGGGGCCCCCCUCAUCCUCUUUCACUGGAAGCCACACCUGGAAGUCCGUGCCAAGUGCACUCGCUGCCCCCUCCGCCAGGCAGACUGGGUGGUCAUCCAAGAUCAGCUGGGACAGCAUUUCACGGCCAGGGUCCGAAUGGAGCAGACAGAGGAAAGCAGCCUCGAGCCCGGAAGAGACGAUGGGAGGAGCAGUAUUGCUGUGGGCGUUUCAGACAGCCAAACAGGAAUCCGGGACACAAUGCAGCUGCACCGGAAGGAAGAGAGAAACGUUCUUCGCUAUUACUUCUUUGAGGGCGUGCGCUACCUCUGGGUGGAAGAGCGGCAGGCCUAUUGCAGGGCCAGCACGCUGGACGAAGCUUGGACGUGCUCCGACAUCCAUCUCUCCCGCUGUGGCCUGAGCACCCAGGAGCAAUUGGCCAGAAAGAGGAUUUACGGACCAAACCUGAUUGACGUGCCAAUGAAGUCGUACAUCCGGCUGCUGGUGGAUGAGAUCUUGAACCUCUUCUACCUUUUCCAAGCGUUAAGCAUCACCUUAUGGAUCUGUGAAGAAUAUUAUUCCUACGCUGCCUGCAUCUUCUUCAUUUCCAUCAUCUCGAUCGGUCUCUCUCUCUACGUGACGAGAAAGCAAAACAGGACUCUCCGGGACAUGGCCAAGGUGGUGAUCAGCGUGCAGAUCUGCCGAGCUUCUGGAGAGAGAGCGGUGGUGAGUUCCACGGACCUCGUGCCAGGAGACGUCCUGGUGGUCUCUCCAGAGGGGAUGUUGGUUCCCUGCGAUGCCGCGGUGCUGAAUGGCGAGUGCGUGGUGAACGAAAGCCUUCUGACUGGGGAGAGCACGCCUGUCCUGAAGACGCCCUUGCCCAAAGGCCCGGAAGUGGCCAGCACCACCUACUCCUCCGAAGAUCACAAGCGACACACCCUGUUCUGCGGGACGCAGGUCAUCCAGGCCCGAUCCUACGGAGACGCUGACCUCCUUGCGGUUGUGACCCGUACCGGCUUUUGCACAGCCAAAGGGGACCUCAUCAGCUCCCUCCUUCACCCCAAGCCACUGAAGCUCAGAUUGCAUAAUGAUGCAUGGAAGUUUGUCACCUUCCUUGCAAUCUUGGCCGCUAUUGGAACUGUCUACAGCAUCAUCAUCUUGAGGAGGAACCAGGUUUCUGGGUGGUUGAUAGCCCUCCGUGCUCUGGACAUUGUGACCGUGGUUGUCCCGCCGGCCUUGCCAGCCGCAAUGACAAUGGGCACCAUGUACGCCCAGAGCCGACUGAAACGCCAGGGCAUCUUCUGCGUCAGUCCCCAGCGCAUCGACCUCUGUGGGAAGGUGCGCCUGGUCUGCUUUGACAAGACAGGGACCCUCACUGCUGAUGGCAUGGACGUCUGGGGAGUGGUUCCCCAGGCCAGUGGCACCUUCCUGCCCAUUGUCCACGAGCUGCGCUACCUGGCUGACGGGCCACUGCUCCGCUGCCUGGCCACGUGCCACACACUCUCUCUGCUUGGAGAUCUGCCUGUGGGUGACCCGGUGGAUCUCCGGAUGCUGGAGUCUACUGGAUGGUCUCUGGUGGAAACCGAAGGGCCCGAGGUGGAGGCCUGCCUGGCCCAGGAUUUUGGGACCAAGGCCCUGCUUGUCGUGGCUCCUCCACUCCCGAGAGAGCCGCCUCCCAGCACGAAGCACGCCGUUCCCAUGGCCAUCCUCCGCCGCUUCCCGUUUUCUUCAGCUCUGCGGAGGAUGAGUGUCCUGGGGAAGGCUCCAGGCCAGAGUCCCGUGGAAGCUUUCAUGAAGGGAGCUCCGGAGACGGUGGCCAGCCUCUGCAAGAGCGAAUCAGUCCCGCAGGACUUUUCCCGAGAGUUGCAUCAGCUCACGAGCAGUGGAUUCCGUGUUCUGGGGCUCGCCUAUAAGCCCUCUGUGGCUGUGGGGACCUUUGAAGAAGCCCAGAAUGUGACCAGAGAUCACAUGGAGAAAGACAUGAUCUUCCUUGGGCUCCUGGUCCUGAAGAAUGUCCUCAAGCCCGAGACGGCACCAGUUAUCCAUGUGCUACGCAGUGCAGGGAUCCGAACCAUCAUGGUCACAGGGGACAACAUGCUCACAGCAGUGAAUGUGGCAAGGAGCUGUCAAAUGCUGGAGGCGCAGGAGCGUGUGGUGUUCGUGAAUGCCGCGUCUCCCAGCUGUGGCAAGCUAGCCGCCCUCACCUUCAUUCCUUCGGAUGCCCCUGCAGAGCACGUCGAGGAUGCGCACCAGCAGGGUAGCAGCUUCCAGGAGCAGCAGGCGUGCUCGUUUGCCUUGAACGGGAAAUCCUUCGCAGUCCUUUGCGAGUGCUUUCCAGAUCUCCUGCCCAAGAUAUUAGUCCAAACCACUAUUUUUGCACAGAUGUUGCCUGACCAGAAAACACGGCUGGUUGAGCAUUUGCAAAAUCUGAACUACUGUGUGGCCAUGUGCGGGGAUGGCGCCAAUGACUGCGGGGCCCUGAAGGCAGCGGAUGUGGGGAUCUCUCUCUCUGAAGCAGAGGCCUCUGCGGCAUCGCCGUUCACUUCCCAAGUGGCCAACAUCGAGUGCGUCCCCAUUGCCAUCAGGGAAGGGAGGUGCUCUUUGGUCACCUCUUUCGGCAUCUUCAGAUACAUGGCGUUCUACAGCCUCACGCAAUUUGUUUCCGUGCUCCUGCUGUACACGAUCAACACCAACCUGAGCGACGGGCAGUUCCUGUUCAUCGACCUUAUCAUUACAACCACGAUGGUGGCCCUAAUGGGCAAGACCGAGCCUGCCAAGGAUUUGGGCCUCAAGCGCCCGCAGGGAGCCCUGAUCAGCCUUCUCGUCCUGGGCAGCCUUUUCCUCCAGACGGCCCUCAUCAUCGCCGUCCUGGUCAUCGCCUAUUUCAUCACCGUCUCCCAGCAGUGGUUCACCCCUCUGAACAGCACGGUCACAGCCCCCGCAAACCUCCCCAAUUAUGAGAACACCGUGGUCUUCUGCGUCUCAGGCUUCCAGUACCUCAUCUUGGCGGUGGUCGUGUCCAAAGGGCCCCCUUUCCGAAAGCCGCUUUACACCAACGUGCUGUUUUUGGUUGCCUUAAUCUUGCUCUGCGGCCUCAUGAUCUGGCUGACCACCUAUCCGCUGACCUUCAUGCAAACGCUCCUGCGUCUGAAGAGCGCUGGCGACCUGAGCUUCAAAGCGAUCUUGCUUGGAAUGGCUGCCCUCCACUUCUUCCUGGCUUUCCUACUGGAGGUGGGUCUGGACCACGGCCUGCUGAACGGCUUCCGGAAACUGUGUCGCAAGAAGGCAUCCAGAAAGCUGUACAAGCUGCUGCAGGGGGAGCUGGGCCAGGAGAAGUGCUUGUGGCCACCUCUAAACGCACCUCUCUUUGCCCCCACCAGCAUCUCCCUUACCACAAGGUGAUACCAGCCUGUGGCUUUCUGCAUGGAAUAAAAGCCUGUUGGGUCUCUGCUGCAUUUUCUCUUUGGGUUCAGGUUCAUUUCUCCCACAGCC